Molecule: messenger RNA, 1944 nt
Organism: Seminavis robusta
Lineage: Eukaryota; Bacillariophyta; Bacillariophyceae; Naviculales; Naviculaceae
Source: the annotation of a GenBank genome assembly
CAAGAAACACAACAAAACCCUUUUACUUGCCUCAAUCUGAACCACUUCUCUGCUGAGCUUCCUUGCUGCUGGUAAACAGAGCUCUGGAAUUGACACCCUUCAACAGAUAAGGUCAAUCCAUCGACCUAGCUAGCUACUGAUAGACCAGCAUAUUCCUACACAACCAUCCAGUUAGACUAGUUGGCUGUAUCAGCAUGACUAUUGCAUCCGACAAGCAGCAAGACAGUCUCGUCGCAACAGCUCGUCCAGAAUGUGAACUACCUGCAGCACACCGUCCUGGACGACGAGGACCUCGAAAGGCACUCAAGGCAGCAAGGUUACUUAUGGCACGUCGCAAACUAGGAGCCAUUAUUCGAGAUGAAACACCGCAGCAAGAACCGUCCAUGUCACAUCCACUCAGCAAUGACCUGGAACUAAAUCCUCCUCGCUAUUUGCACUUGUUGCGACAAAACCCAGUCCUGGCUCGGGACCGAUUCCGACGUACCGUGGGAUUGUGGGGCGACGAGUUUUCCAUUUAUCCACUAGUCUUUACUAUUGAAAUUGGGGCCAGUCUGGAGAUUAUCCGAGAAGUCUUUGAAAUGAACCCGGAAGCUCUUUCGCAGCCCGUGUCACCACUCGAAGGCGACUAUCCUCUCCACUUGGCCUGUUCGCAACUAUCCAAGUCGUCGGUACCGGUAGUGAUCUUUUUGGCACAGGCGUAUGCCGAUGCGGUCAAAAUGCCCGAUCUAGACGACUUUUUGCCCUUGCAUCGGCUCUUGCGAAGGCCACAGCGGUGUGUCACGCUCCACGAAGUCCACACGCUCCUGGACAUUUUUCCGCAAUCCAUGAAAGUGGAAUGUGUCUUUGGAUUACCCUUGUUACUCGCGUUGAACUGCGAACAAACGAAACGAGAUGUCCUUCACUGCCUCAUUGCGCGGUUUCCCAAAGAUGUCACCGACUUGCAACUCGGCGAGCGAGUUGUGACUCCCCUCAACAAUGACAAUGCUCGACGCCAACGAGGCGAAUUGAUUUCUCGUCGGAGAAUGUACGGUUCCAUGACACUGGAGCAUGCCCGUCUCAUCUCCAAGAUUUUUCCACAGAUACGGACCCUGUGUUGUACACCACAGCAAUGGUCCGAACGAGCCUUUGUCCAUUUCAUGGUGGAACUCUACCAUCAGAACGAGCUACUCGAACUCGAUCUCCACUUGCCACCCAACCUGUUGUCACGGGAUGACUUUGCGUGUUCCACCAUCCAGCAGCUACUUCGACAAAACAAGUCACUGCAGCGACUGGCCAUUGACUUUGGAGCUCCUGAUCAUGCCUUUUCCAGCACUCCGGACUUGUCGGGUACCGAAAGAUGCUUGCACUAUCUGGGAAUGGGACUUUGUCAGAAUCAAACCCUUCGAUCCUGCCAUGUCGCAAAGAACCUCAUCACUUCUUUUGAAGCACAAGUCUUUACAAAGGCAUUGUGGAAACCACUCACGAAGGUACUAGUGGAACAAAAUGCCACCUUGGAAUGCAUCUGCAUCCCUCAUGUGGAAAAGGAGGCGGAGCUGCCUCUAGAAGGCCAACGAGUUCAGUUCUGGACGAGGCUCAAUCGGUUUGGAAGAGCCAAGGCUCGGAAUCCUCGAGUAACCCUCAACGACUUUGUCGAUGUUGUGAUUGCUGCCGUAACUACAAACAGAAAUGCAGAUGGUGAUUGUUCUUGUUAUGGUGAAUUGACUAAACUUCAGCUCCAAAAUGUCCUCUUUGGACUCCUGCAAGAAUGUCCUAGUCGAUGGAGUUAUUGCCAUCUUUGAGAACGCAAAGCCAGCACUUGAUAUGAAUGCACAGCUUUUGCACUAUAGGUUUGCUUGGAUUUCAUCAUGAACCGAAUCUUCAAUCUUCUCAUUGCCACAACCCGAUUCAAGAGUAGUGAACGUAGUAACGUACCUGCGAAGUCAACUAGUCCUGUUUGAAAAACUG